ACUGAGGUUCUGGAAAGUAAGGAGGCCAUCGGAGAGCCACUUCCUCCAGCCAGUCUUUUCUUCAUUCUCCAGUGCUUUUAAAGCUCAAACAAAAAUCCUAUGUAUGAAUCCCAGGAGCUCGGAGCAUGGCGACCCCACUGAAUGUGGGAUUGUGGGGACCAGGAGAAUCUGGGAGGCCUUCCUCUAUAGACUGCACAAGAGACAGGGAAGCCCAAUAAGGGGAGGUCUCUUCCGCGCCAUGGGUGGCCAUGUUGCUGGAGGAUUCUGUCUGCAGACCUUGGAUGAAAUCUGGGUUAUCCCUUAUUGUCCCACAUCCAGCUCUCUGCUUCUAAGGCGGCUGCUCCCAUGUUGCCACCCAGCCUAUACUCACCACCCCAGCCUUGGAAAGGCCCCGUGCUGGAGGUUGGCACAGAUGAUUGCCUGUAUCUGCCUUGUGGGGAGCAGUAUUAUCAGACGCUUUGAGGCAUCCAGAUCAUGGUCCCUGGUGCCAGAGGAGACCCCAGAUAUCCAGUAUUUGUGACAUAGCCCUGGGAAAGUUCUCAGCCUUUCCAUUUUUUAACCUUACCUCUGCUGGGAGCAAGAAGCAAUUGAGCCCAAACUCAAAAACUUGGAAAGUCCUAGCCAAUGCCUGUCACUCACCCUGGUGCUCAGGUUUUACCUCCUCCUCCUGCCACCUUCACUCCCAUUUUGGAAGGUAGAACUCAAAGAGGGGACGAAGUAUGUGAGAAGUCCCAAGGCCUUUGGCAGCCCAGAGAGGUCCGGAGCUAAGUAGCUCCUUCAGGUGUCCUCGUUGGCCUGGAGAGCGCUCACGGCUCACAUCCAUUCAAUCCCAGAGACCAGGAACCCCAGCUGCAAGUCUGAGCCAGCGGCAUGCUGGGCUUGCUAUUGUGCAUGUGGCUGCUGCACCCGCCAGCCAUCUAUCCCUAUUAGCUGAGGUGCUUGGGGCACUGAGAGAUGGCCAGGUACUAUCUUCUUGGGGACAAAGCACAAAGCCUACUGUGGGGAUGGGAAAGAGGGGUGACCAGCACAAAGGACAUUUGCAAAGCACACCUCACUUGGUGAUGGGAGGUACCCAGGACUCUUGUUUCAGAUCACAUCCCGAUGUCUGAGGUUGAUCACUGGGACUUUGUGCUUUGUUCCUAUGGUUUUCUUAGCGAGGGCUGUGCAGGGUGGGCUCAAGUGCAGGCGCAGGAGUUUGUGCUGUCUUAGCCUCUGCUCACUCACACAUGCACUAACCCGGGCUCUGGCGUAUGCUGCUGAUGGCACUGUGCUGGGUGAGGCUGUGGGUCUCCAUGCCCAUCUCUUCUUGGGCCCUCUCCCCCUACCAGAGAAGAGACCAUCACCACGGUAGUGAAGAGUCCCCGAGGCCGACGACAGUCUCCUAGCAAGUCUCCCUCCCGUUCACCCUCCCACCGCUCUGCCAGUCCACUGAGGCCAGGGCUGUUGGCCCCCGAGAUGCUGUACCCACCAGGGACCAGCCCAUCCCGGAGACUUGAGGUAGAAGCAAGCAGGAAGGCCCCAGUGCCUGCAUUAUAUGUGACAGAAGCUGAAGCCAUCGCUCCAGCCUCGCAGCCCAAGCCCAAGUGGUUAGAGGUUGAGGAAACCAUUGAAGUCCGGGUGAAGAAGACAGGGUCACGGGGUGCAUCUCCUGUCCGAGAGAUGCCCAGCAGUGGAGAGGGGAUCCUCUUCACACUGCCUAGUGGGAUCGCUGGCAGGGACCCAAAUGCCAACAACUCCAACAACAAGAGUGUGUCCCAGGAAGCUCGGACCAGCAGCCCCCCUAUAGUCCACGUUGGUAAACCCUUCGUCUUCCAUGUGGACCCAAUGGGCAAUGUGGACUGGGCAGCUGCCAGCCAUGAGCCAAAGGAGGUCGGAGCCCACCAGGAGGAAGAGAACAUUGCAAAGGAUGAAGGAGACAGCGACAGAGAAGAAAAUACCGUCCUACUAGAAGAACCCCAGGACGCGGGUAGCCUUCAGGGCCGUGACCCCAAAAUCCUCACGCACAAUGGCCGGGUACUAACAUUGGCUGACCUGGAAGAUUACGUACCCCAGGAAGGAGAGACUUUUGGCUGUGGGGACCCCACCCCCAGCACCCCUGAUGAACCUCCCUGCGAAGUCUCCGUGCUCCAGAGAGAGAUCAGAGAGCCCACUGUGGGGCAACCUGUCCUACUCAACGUGGGGCGUCCUCCAGGCCCCAGUGCCAUGCCCAGCUUCUUCAGGUCAGGACCCCAGGUCCACAGCCCCGAGGGUGUCUCCUUCCUCUUGCGUGAGGCCUGGACAGGGCCAGUGGGUGCCACCCCUUGGACAAGCUCCUUCCGCACCCAUGUCCAGAGUUCUGUAGAUGGCGGCCAGAAUAGCUUCAAGACAGAGGUCUCUACCCAGACAGUCAGCUUUGGGGCCGUAGGAGAGACAGUCACUCUGCAUAUUAACCCAGAUGGGGGAGAGGCCCCAGGCCCCUCCCAGGGUUGAUGCCACACCCUGGGGACAACAAGGCUAGGCGAGUGGCCCAGAGCCUCGGGCCCUGCCAGGUACCAGCGUCUACCCUGGAAUCCACAGCUUACCUCAGGGACCUUCCACCCCCUGCUCUUCUCCAGCCUGGGAUGGAGUCUUCCUUGCUUUCCUGCCCAGUCUUUUCUACCUCACUGGACUUGUUCUCUGCCGGGAAGACGGGGAAGUACCUGAAGUACCUGCCGUGUUAGAAUACGCUGCUGUCACAAGAGCUCUGGCCAGGAGCAGCUGAGAGGCCCCGGCUUUGGACUUCACCCCGCAAUCCUUCUGUGGGGCUCUCAAAACAAGAUGUGGACUUGGGUGUUUGCCCUGAGACAUAUCCCGACUGAGGGUCUUCCCUAGGGCUGCACCCAAGGCAUGUGUUGGCCGGCCACCAGCUCUGUGGAUCUUUAGGGCCACAUCUGUGGUGGACACAUGCUGCAGGGCGGGAGGAACUCCCAGGCCAUUACCCUGAUGAGAACAAUAAAACAAGUCCCAAACCCUC
Messenger RNA from Alexandromys fortis (reed vole), 2992 nucleotides. RefSeq lists its product as uncharacterized. Lineage: Eukaryota; Metazoa; Chordata; Mammalia; Rodentia; Cricetidae. The transcript has a single exon. The record is from RefSeq and is a predicted model, not a curated record. The coding region runs from base 1456 to 2469 and encodes 337 amino acids.